AUGAGUGUCCCACGAGCUCUGCGAUGCCUGACGAGGCCACAGUGGCAUCAUGAUGUUGGACGCAUAGUGCAAGUGCCUCGUAACCCUCGGACGCCGAUUCGAACCAUCCAUCACCAGAAACCCGCUGCCGCCCAAGCAUUCGCCAACCAACCCAUACAGGAAGAUUUGCCUGCCGGCCCAUCCAUUUCCAAUCCACAACAGCUCUCCUUUCCCUGCCUCGACAACGCCGAAGACCGCACCCGCCAGCUCUCCAACAAGAAGCGCUCGCUCUCUGGCCCCGAGCCGUCCUACACCAGCGGCAAGCACGAGACCUUUCACUCCGACGCGCCCAUUCUCCUCGACUGGGGUGGCGUGCUGCCUUCUUACGACAUUGCCUGGGAGGCUUGGGGCACGCUGAACGCAGAUAAGAGCAAUGCUAUUCUACUCCAUACUGGGUUGUCGGCGAGCAGUCAUGCUCACAGCACCGAGGCCAACCCCAAGCCGGGCUGGUGGGAGAAGUUCAUCGGGCCGGGAGCGCCUUUGGAUACGGAAAAGUACUUUGUCAUUUGUACCAAUGUGAUUGGGGGUUGCUAUGGAAGUACGGGACCGAGCAGUGUCAAUCCUGCGACGGGCGAGCAUUAUGGCACCAGCUUUCCUAUUCUCACCAUGCAGGAUAUGGUCAGAGCGCAGUUGGCGCUGCUGGACGCUAUGGGUAUACAGAAGCUGUACGCAAGUGUGGGGAAUAGUAUGGGAGGCAUGCAAUCUCUGGCACUGGGUGUAUUGAACAACGAGCGUGUGGGCAGGAUCGUGUCAGUAUCGGGCUGUGCGCGAAGUACACCAUCGAGUGUGGCUAUGCGGCAUUGUCAGAGGCAGGUAUUGAUGAACGAUCCAGCAUGGGCCAAGACGAGAGGCAACUACUACAAUAGCAUCCCACCGCACACAGGCAUGAAACUGGCGCGAGAAAUCGCUACAAUUACAUAUCGAUCUGGACCGGAGUGGGAGAAGCGUUUUGGUAGGCAGCGAGCAGAUCCAAGCAAACCUCCCGCUCUCUGUCCGGACUUCCUCAUCGAGACAUAUCUGGAUCACGCUGGCGAGAAGUGGUGUCUCGAAUACGACGCGAACAGUCUGCUGUACGUCAGCAAAGCUAUGGAUCUCUUCGAUCUAGGCAAAGAGCUACAAGACGCCACUGCGAACCGACGAGCUGAGAAUGCAGGCAAGCUCGAGCAUGGAUUCAAAGAGGCACAAGCACAACAAGAUCGAUGUGCCCUCAGUAUUCCCGAUGAGCCAUACGAAGAGCAGGAAUCAUCUGCCGAAAUCAUGGCUGCCUCGACCUCCGAUCCCGCAGCACGUGGUCCGUCAACUUCAGGGCCACCUGAGGACCUGGUCAGGGGCCUUGCGCCAUUGCGAGACAUUCCCACACUUGUUGUUGGUGUCGCCUCUGACAUUUUGUUUCCAGCAUGGCAACAACGCGAAAUUGCAGAUGCACUCAGGCGUGUGGGCAAUCGUAGCGUAUCCCACGCAGAGCUCGGCGAAGAUCGAUCUUUGUUUGGCCAUGACACGUUCUUGCUGGACUUGGAAGGCGUAGGUGGAGAGAUUAAGCGCUUUCUGGGUUGAGAAUGGGAAUAGGAGGUACCUACCCAGCGAGUAGCAGCAUGUGCUGAAUUGCUACUGCGAUCCCAUCCUGCGAUGCCGAGCGUGAGAUGCAUACACGUUCAUCGCCGGCACGCAAUCGGAACGCGUAGCCCAGAAUCGUUCCUUCAGCUCACGCAAGGAUCGAAAAAGUGGGGACCUCUGUAACUUUGGGGUCAGUGAUAGGAGGUACCUACUAUGUACGGAGGUACCUACUAUGUACGGAGGUACCUACUAUGUACCUACCUUAUCUAAGCCUUGAAGCAUCGUCUGGUCGAGGCAAGGGCAAGGGCAAGAACUGCUCAUCUCGCUGACCUCCUGAGCUGGGUGCCCGCCGCGGCAGAUCAUGCCUGAAGUGCUACCAUGCCGAAUUUCGGGAUCUUACGGCAUUCGGCUCCGAGCCAUGUUGUAUACAUGCCUGGUGAUCGACGAAGACGAGAAAUUGUUUGUCUCGGCUACAUCAGCCAUUCGGUGAUAGCUGAAAGGUGCCGAUCCGGAUGAUAGAGGCAGCUCCAGUCUCCGACACUCAGCACACCCAUCUACGGCUAAGGUACAUGUACCUUACGGCAGAGGGUCUCUGCAGCUCACACCGGUGCUGAUGACAGUGGAACAACAGCUAGAGCACAUGCCAAUCUUGUCAGCAACCUCUGAAUCAAGGAUAUAGAUGACAUACUGCAUGAUUCCAUCUCACUCAGGAUCCUCCUCCACGUCAGCACUGAUCAACCCCAAGAUAGGAAGCCGAACGACACAGCGAGAAUAUCUUCUUGCCUUCCGAUUGGACUUCUGGAUACCCACAUACCUACCUGCCGAAUCCAUCCCGCAGUCAAAUAAUCAGAAUAACAGAAAAAAAGAAAC
Molecule: messenger RNA, 2463 nt
Organism: Sphaerulina musiva SO2202
Lineage: Eukaryota; Fungi; Ascomycota; Dothideomycetes; Mycosphaerellales; Mycosphaerellaceae
Product: homoserine O-acetyltransferase
Exons: 1
Coding region: 1-1593 (530 amino acids)
Biological process (GO): L-homoserine metabolic process
Molecular function (GO): homoserine O-acetyltransferase activity; L-serine O-acetyltransferase activity
Source: RefSeq, a predicted model, not a curated record